Molecule: messenger RNA, 969 nt
Organism: Rotaria sordida
Lineage: Eukaryota; Metazoa; Rotifera; Eurotatoria; Philodinida; Philodinidae
Source: the annotation of a GenBank genome assembly
AUGGGUGAAAAAGCAGCCACCAAUGAAGUGAUCAAUGAACUCGUCAAUGCACUUCUGGAUGUCGAUGUUUAUGUCCGACGAAAUGCCUGUCAAGCGCUCAGAAAAGUGGAUGAAAAAGCAGCCAUCAAUGAAGUGAUCAAUGGACUCGUCAAUGCACUUCUGGAUGCCGAUGUUUAUGUCCGACAAUAUGCCUGUGAAGCGCUCGAAAAAAUGGGUGAAAAAGCAGCCACCAAUGAAGUGAUCAAUGGACUCGUCAAUGCACUUCUGGAUGUCGAUGUUUAUGUCCGACGAAAUGCCUGUGAAGCGCUCAGAAAAGUGGGUGAAAAAGCAGCCACCAAUGAAGUGAUCAAUGGACUCGUCAAUGCACUUCGGGAUGUCCAUGCUGAUAUCAGAUGGGAUGCUUGCAGAGCGCUCGGGAAAAUGGGUGAAAAAGCAGCUACCAAUGAAGUGAUCAAUGGACUCGUCAAUGCACUUCGGGAUGUCAAUGUUCAUGUCCGACAAUAUGCCUGUGAAGCGCUCGAAAAAAUGGAUGAAAAAGAAGCCACCAAUGAAGUGAUCAAUGGACUCGUCAAAGCACUUCUGGAUGUCAAUGUUCAUGUCCGACAAUAUGCCUGUGAAGCGCUCGAAAAAAUGGGUGAAAAAGGAGCCACCAAUGAAGUGAUCAUUGGACUGAUCAAUGCACUUCGGGAUGUCCAUGCUGAUGUCAGAUGGUGUGCCUGUGAAGCGCUCGGAGAAAUGGGUGAAAAAGCAGCCACCAAUGAAGUGAUCAAUGGACUCGUCAAUGCACUUCUGGAUGUCGAUGUUUAUGUCCGACGAAAUGCCUGUCAAGCGCUCAGAAAAGUGGGUGAAAAAGCAGCCACCAAUGAAGUUAUCAAUGGACUCUUCAAUGCACUUUGGGAUACCGAUGCUGAUAUCCGACGAUGUGCCGAUGAAGCGCUUGGAAUAAUGGUUGAAAAGGUAUUUUCAUAG